CAAAAGGUCAUAAAUGAAAUAUUUUAAUAAUAUAGUGUCAAACUUCAAUCUCGAGGGGCGAGUCAUCCGUGAAAAGACCCGUAAAUAGCGUCUAGCGGAUCCCAGCUACGAACUUGAGUGACAAGUUGAGCUAGAUUAUUAAUUUACUAUUUUUUUUAAAUAGUGUGUAUUUUUUGACAUUGAAAAAACGGACUUAUGAAAUUCCGAGCACUCGCGUACACCGGACGAGCACACACACACUCGCGCCACCGGGUCACGUCAAACGAGUGUGGAUAGUAAGCUCCCAAUCCAUAUGUUAUCUAAUACAUACUUUAGUUUCUAUGUUUUGUAUGAGUUAUGUGUGCCUCUACCUAUCGGAAAUGAACUGCAAUCCCUCAGCGGUAGGUUCAGUCCUUUAUGCGUGUCAUGCUCCAACUAAGCAUAGAAACCUAGCUUGAGCUGCAGCUUGGAAAUUUGAGGCAACUUAAUUUAGGCCCAAAUCCAAUAGCAAAUCAUAAGCUCAAGAAAUUAUAACAAUUUUAUUUGAAUGCAUAGGUGUAACUAUAUGAUGACAUCAUACCGGCCACCUAGCCGUCUCUCCUGGUCAUCUUUAUUUGAUGGUUUGGACUUCUUACAGGCCCAUCGGCCACAUAUCGCUCCGUCAUCUUUAUUUGAUGACGUGAAGCCCAUUUACAGGCCCAUCGGCCACAUAUCGCUCUGUCAUCUUUAUUUGAUGAAGUGAAGCUCAUUUUCGGGCCCAUCGGCCAUAUAUCGCUCCGUCAUCUUUAUUUGAUGAAGCGAAACUCAUUUUCGGGCCCAUCGGCAAUAUAUCACUCUGUCGUCUUUAUUUGGUGACGUGAAGCUCAUUUACAGGCUCAUCGGGCAUAUAUCGCCUCGUCAUCUUUAUUUGAUGACGCGAAGCUCUUAUGCAGGCCCCUCGGCCGCACCAUCACCCCGUCGUCUUUAUUUGACGACGUGGAGCUCUUAUGCAGGCCCCUCGGCCGCACCAUCGCCCCGUCGUCUUUAUUUGACGACGUGGAGCUCUUAUGCAGGCCCCUCGGCCGCACCAUCGCCCCGUCGUCUUUAUUUGACGACGUGGAGCUCUUAUGCAGGCCCCUAGGCCGCACCAUCGCCUCGUCGUCUUUAUUUGACGACGUGGAGCUCUUAUGCAGGCCCCUCGGCCGCACCAUCACCCCGUCGUCUUUAUUUGACGACGUGGAGCUCUUAUGCAGGCCCCCUGGCUGCACCAUCGCCCCGUCGUCUUUAUUUGACGACGUGGAGCUCUUAUGCAGGCCCCUCGGCCACACCAUCGCCCCGUCAUCUUUAUUUGACGACGUGGAGCUCUUAUGCAGGCCGCUCGGCCGCACACAUCGUCCAAUCGUCUUUAUUUGACGACGUGGAGCUCUAUGCAGGUCCCUCGACCAUACAUCGCCUCGUCGUCCUUAUUCGACAACGUGGAGCUCUCGUACAGGCCUCUCGGCCCAUCGGCCUUACGUUCUGGUCAUCUUUAUUUGAUGAACCAGACAUCAUAUUGUGGACGGUCGCUCGACCCAUCCCUUAGUCAUCUUUAUUUGAUGACUAGGACUACUGAUCAUGAUGAGCUACCCACAUCUAGAGAUCGGCCUCGACCAUCCAGCAGACGGGCACCGUUGCAGCUCCAUCUCCAGGCCGAAGGGUCCGCACCUUUUGUUUCAUUUUGGGGGCAUCCGGUGUACUCUUUUUCCCUCAUUAGGAUUUUUUCCCACAGGGUUUUUCCUAAUGAGGUUUUUAACGAGGCAUCUCCCCAUCGUGGAUCAAAAGGUGUCAACCCUCGGCCCCCUGUUGAAGACAUCAUCCGACACACAUUACUCUACUCCACUUCACCUCAUUACACUCGCCUCAAGGAGUGGGGGACUGGAAGAGCGGGGGACUUAGCGCCUCCGUUAACCAAAGAAGCAAAAAUUCAAAUUUUUGUUCAUGAAGUUUACUCACCAGACGGCGACAGAUCAGCACACAGUUCUACUCUCUUUCACCUCGAAUACUCUCGACUCAGAGAGUGGGGGACUCCUGAUAGAGUAUAUAGACUCGGACCCCCGGGUCUCACGACUAUUGGGCCCGGACAGCGGCCCACACACAUCUUACGAAUAUCAUUUGUAUUAUUGUACUGCUUAUAUGUCAUUUGUAUGUAACUAUGUACUAGAUUAGUCUUUUAUGUAGUUGGGCUACCAGGCCCAUAUUAGCGGCCUGACCCAUUAUUUCCCUAUUUAUACUCCUCUUGGAGCCAUUUGUAACCCUAGAAUCAUUAUCACACAAACAAUACCACUAUUCAUUCAUCUUCUCCACAUUCUUGAGCUCAAAU
Cuscuta europaea is the source of this 2317-nucleotide messenger RNA. The record is from the annotation of a GenBank genome assembly. NCBI's taxonomy places the organism in Eukaryota, Viridiplantae, Streptophyta, Magnoliopsida, Solanales, Convolvulaceae.